GCCUGCCGGGGAUGCCCAUGCCGGCUGGGUGAGGUCAGUUCCGGGGUGGAGCAGGCCGGAGUGCUGCAGUGAGGGACAAACAAAAGAAGGCAAAGCUCCGCGGACCGGACCGGGAAGGCGCCGCCAGGGAAGCUGCUCCCAUGGCUCCUGGGGAAUGUGUCCCUUCAGCACCCGCUCAGCAUCCAUCUCUCGGAGGCAACAUCCGUCGGCAGCACAGAGGCCUGAAGUGCAGAUAGCAGCAGCCAGCCACAGGGUGAGCCAUGAUUCCAGUCACAGAACUACGUUAUUUUGCCGACACCCAGCCAGCGUACCGCAUCCUGAAGCCAUGGUGGGACGUCUUUACGGAUUACAUCUCUAUAGUGAUGCUGAUGAUUGCAGUCUUUGGAGGGACGCUGCAGGUCACCCAGGACAAAAUGAUUUGCUUGCCUUGCAAAUGGGUUACCAAAGAUGCUUGCAACGACUCUUCCAGAGACUGGACACCUGCGAGCCCAGAUUCAAGUUACUAUAAUUCUUCUGUAGUGCCACCUCCAGUCGCUGGGCCAACAGGGAUCAAAUAUGACCUCGACAGGCAUCAGUAUAACUAUGUGGAUGCCGUGUGCUAUGAAAAUCGCCUUCACUGGUUUGCCAAGUACUUCCCUUACCUGGUGCUUCUCCACACUCUUAUCUUUUUGGCUUGCAGCAACUUCUGGUUCAAGUUUCCAAGGACCAGCUCCAAACUGGAGCAUUUUGUCUCCAUCCUGCUAAAGUGCUUUGAUUCGCCUUGGACUACAAGGGCUCUGUCCGAGACUGUGGUGGAGGAGAGCGAUCCCAAGCCGGCCUUUGGGAAAAUGAACGGUUCCAUGGACAAGAAAUCCUCCACAGUCAGCGAGGACGUGGAAGCCACAGCUCCGAUGCUGCAGAGGACGAAAUCUCGGAUCGAGCAGGGGAUUGUGGACCGGACGGAGAACGGGGUUUUGGACAAGAAAGAGGGCGAGCAGGCCAAAGCCCUGUUUGAGAAGGUCAAAAAGUUCCGCACGCAUGUGGAAGAAGGAGACAUAGUUUACCGCCUCUACAUGAGGCAAACCAUCAUAAAGGUGAUAAAAUUCAUUCUCAUCAUUUGCUACACCGUCUAUUAUGUCAAUAGCAUCACCUUCGACGUCAACUGCAAAGUGGACAUCGAGAGCCUGACUGGUUACCGCAUGUACCGUUGCGCUCACCCUCUGGCUACUCUCUUCAAGAUCCUGGCUUCUUUCUACAUCAGCCUGGUGAUCUUCUACGGUCUGAUUUGCAUGUACACACUCUGGUGGAUGCUCCGGCGGUCCCUCAAGAAGUACUCCUUCGAGUCCAUCCGAGAAGAGAGCAGCUACAGCGACAUCCCGGAUGUCAAAAACGACUUCGCUUUCAUGCUGCAUCUCAUCGACCAAUAUGACCCCCUCUAUUCCAAGCGCUUUGCUGUCUUCCUCUCAGAAGUCAGUGAGAACAAGUUAAGGCAGCUGAACCUCAACAACGAAUGGACCUUGGAAAAACUGCGCCAAAGGAUCACCAAGAACUCCCAGGACAAGCUGGAGCUCCAUCUCUUUAUGCUCAGCGGCAUCCCAGACACCGUCUUUGACCUCAUCGAGCUGGAAGUCUUAAAGCUGGAGCUGAUUCCCGACGUCACCAUCCCGCCUAGCAUCGCCCAGCUCACCAGCCUCAAGGAAUUGUGGCUGUACCACACGGCGGCCAAAAUUGAGGCCCCAGCCCUUGCCUUCUUAAGGGAGAACUUAAAAUCCUUGCACAUCAAAUUCACAGACAUCAAGGAGAUACCACUGUGGAUCUAUAGCUUAAAGACUUUAGAGGAGCUCCAUCUGACGGGCAACCUGAGCGCGGAAAACAACCGCUAUAUCGUCAUCGACGGCCUUCGAGAACUGAAGAGGCUCAAGGUGCUGCGGCUGAAGAGCAACCUGACCAAGCUGCCCCAGGUGGUGACGGACGUGGGCGUGCACCUUCAGAAGCUCUCCAUCAACAACGAGGGCACCAAGCUCAUUGUCCUCAACAGCCUCAAGAAGAUGGUCAACCUGACUGAGCUGGAGCUCAUCCGCUGCGACUUGGAACGCAUCCCUCACUCCAUCUUCAGCCUCCACAACCUCCAAGAGAUCGACCUCAAGGACAAUAACCUCAAGACCAUCGAAGAGAUCAUCAGUUUCCAGCACUUGCACCGUCUCACUUGCCUUAAGCUGUGGUACAACCAUAUCGCCUACAUCCCCAUGCAGAUCGGCAACCUCACCAACCUGGAGCGCCUUUACCUGAACCGCAACAAGAUCGAGAAGAUUCCCACCCAGCUCUUCUAUUGCCGGAAGCUUCGAUACCUGGAUCUCAGCCACAAUCUCUUGACUUCCAUACCUGCGGACAUCGGGCUGCUGCAGAACCUGCAAAAUCUAGCUGUGACGGCCAACAGGAUCGAGAGCCUCCCGCCUGAGCUCUUCCAGUGCAGGAAGCUUCGGACUUUGCACCUGGGGAACAACGUGUUGCAGUCUCUGCCUUCCCGGGUGGGAGAGCUGACGAGCCUGUCCCAGAUCGAACUGCGGGGAAACCGCCUGGAGUGCCUGCCCGUGGAGCUGGGCGACUGCCCCUUGCUGAAGCGCAGCGGGCUGGUGGUGGAGGAGGACCUCUUCAACACCUUGCCCCUGGAGGUCAAGGAGAGGCUGUGGAGAGCAGACAAGGAACAAGCCUGAAAGGGAAACCAGGGAAAGACAAGCACCUCCCACGAAAGAGCCAUGGGAACCACAGGCCUUCUCAUUCCUGGGCUCUUCUUCCUCCCUCCCGUCCAACCCAGCAAAAAGGAAACCUCCCAGCCGAAACCAGACUCGGACCAAGGAGAGCCCUAGAAAAGGGUUAGCGGUGGGUUUGCAGUGAGGCUGCCUUUGCUCCCUUGGAAUGCAGGAUGUGGGCAGGGAGGGCGGUCUGGGGUCAGGGAAGGCUCCCCAGAGGAGAGGGGGAGCAGGCACCCGUGGAGGCUGCCCUUCCUGGGAUGGGAAGUUGGAUGUUGUUGCAGCCAAGGAACGGAACUGUUGCUAGCGCGGCAUCGAAGAAGGGAACGGCCUUGAGAUCAAAGUGGGAGGGAGGGAAAGAGAGAGAGAGAGAGCUGUUCUAAUCCGGUUUAAGCUGCCUGCUGCUGUGUCAUCCCUGCUAGAACUCUGACCAGGAAUCCAGCCAUUUCCAUGCUGUCUGUUCCAAGGUUCAACCUUCAACGCUACACAGCCCCACCAGCUUGGUUGCACACUCACUCGACCGAUAUCUCAUGCAUUAAGUCUUUUGCAGGAGCCGAGAGGAAAACAAAUCUUGGUUUUGUGCGUGUGUUUGUUUGUUUUUUAAAUUAUGCUGGCAUUCCCUCCCUGCAAAUCAUGAAUUUUACUCCUAGUCACUACGUUAAAAACAGGGUUGUUUUUUAAAAAAUGAAAAAUGUUUCUUAAAAGCUUUCCCUCCCUCUCGUGCUAUUCCUGAGGCUAAUUUUAUCCUCCAAACCUGCGUCUUUUGAUGCGUAUCCUACAGACACAACUGGACAGGAUGAUUUUAUUGUUACUUUUUGUGUAGCAGCUCCAGUGUGUUAAAAGUGGGCUGCAUUUCCGUGGAAUCUGAAAUACGAAGGGUGCCGAUCUGCACUCUUUAAUUUGAGAAGCAGCCUGUUCGGCUGAAAGGCAUUUUGAAGGGUUUUAUUUUUAUUUUUAGUAUGAUUUUUAAAAGUCCUUCCUUUUGGUCUUCUUUCUUGAGUAUUAAAGGCACGGUGACCUGUUCAAAAUGUCUUUUUGCAAUAGGAGUCAUGUGUGUUGGCAAUCCCAGCACUCAAAAAUGAACGCAGAUUUUGUCUUAUGUUUCCUUCAGGACCAUCUCCUGUGUUGAGAUGCCGCCAGCAUCUUCCAACAGUUUCAAACUGUCUUGCUGCCCCCCCCCCCCCCCCCGCUUCUGUGUCGCACUGUAUUAUUUCUAUAGCAGCUGGUCUGUUAUCGCUGGCUCACAUGUAGGCAAAUAAUUCUUAGCUGUCGUUUGUCGGAGUAGUUCCAGCAACGAGGGAUGGUUGCCGAUGUAUAGAGCAGGGGUGGCCAACGGUUGCUCUCCAGAUGUUUUUUUGCCUACAACUCCCAUCAGCCCCAGCUAGCAUGGCCAAUGGCUGGGGCUGUUGGGAGUUGUAGGCAAAAAAACAUCUGGAGAGCUACCGUUGGCCACCCCUGGUAUAGAGGAUAGAGCUGAGCUGCUUUCCUCAGUCCCUCUUAAUUCUUCAGUGUUAAAAGGGUAUAGAAAGCCCUUUCACUCCACGGGCUUUUUAUCUUUCCGUCGCAGGCAUUCCUAGGGAAGUUGAACAAAUGCGCCUCGAAACCAGUAGAGUUUGCACUACAGUCUUACCUGUCCAGUGAACAUGAAAUGACUAACCGCUACCAAUCCUGUCCCAAAACAGAUGGGAAAACCAUUGUAUACAGUUGCAACUAGUAAUCGCUCUAUUCCGUUAAAGACUGAGGUCCAGGGAAGCAGCCGGGUUUUCUUUGAGGUGAAGUGAUGCCUUGGAGGAAGAUAGGAGGAAUUGCAGCAAUCCACGUUUUGGAAAGCUUUCGGUUGCUUGUUAGCUGCCAGAACAAGGUUCAGCUUUGGUAAACGAAUGUGUUUUGGUAACGUUCCGGCCCCCCAUUUUUAAAUGGUUCUGGCAGUGAAAAGGGAGGAGGGGAAAGAAAUACCGCUAUAGCAUCCCUUUCUUCUGCGUCAGAUGUUCUCGGAGAAAGACACACACAUACUUAGCAUUGCUGAAAACCCUGACCCGAAACAAAACCUGUUAACCGGGCUCUGGUAUUGUCAAUGUUUAAAUAAAGCUACGUGGAAAUCCCAA
Messenger RNA from Heteronotia binoei (common prickly gecko), 4834 nucleotides. RefSeq names its product leucine rich repeat containing 8 VRAC subunit A (gene LRRC8A). The record is from RefSeq and is a predicted model, not a curated record. The coding region runs from base 261 to 2693 and encodes 810 amino acids. The transcript has 4 exons. NCBI's taxonomy places the organism in Eukaryota, Metazoa, Chordata, Lepidosauria, Squamata, Gekkonidae. Gene Ontology annotation, molecular function: protein binding.